UUUAUUUGUCCACCAGCCAUAUUUACUUUUAUUCGAAUAUGAACGAUUGAAUAUCGGCUACAGCUAAUAUAGGCAGCGAAAGGCUUUUGAUAAACUUAUUACGCCUGGGCUACCAACUUAAAGAUGGAGGAGCUGUACACCUUAGAGAGGGAGGUUGGACGAGGAAGUUAUGGUGUCGUCUUUGAGGGUCAUAUGGCCAAAACAGGACACAGGGUGGCCAUUAAACGACUGCCCUGCAGCAACCCAGAGUGUAUUGAACUCUACCUACAAGAGCUGUGGGCCAUGAGGACCACUGCAAAGAACCAUGUAAAUGUCAUUGCGCUCCACAGCUGCCUUUUGCAGACCGGACCAAGGAGCCUUAAGUCUCUGAAACCAAAGAAGCUGCCUCUCCAUCUGGUUGAGAGCGUUCUAAAGGGUAGAGUGGUUGGAGCUCCACAAAUUCAGAGAAGAAACGACGCCCAGUCCAACACAAGGAGGAGGACUAAAUCUGCCUCUAGACUUGAGGACAGGACCAACACUGGCCAGGUAAGAUCUAAGCUCCACAACAUGGCUAAAUCAAGAGCGUCUGAUUCGACAACCCCACAAAAGCCUCCAAACAGAGCAAGAAAGAGAUCUGCCCAGAGGGAAGAAGAGCAGCUUGGACCUCUGCGCCGCUUGGCCAUCUGGCUUGUGAUGGAAUACUGUGAUGGGGGGGACUUGAAUCAGUACCUACUCUCCAGACCUCCAGAUGCCCAACGUAACCACAGCGUGGUACAACAGCUCUGCAGUGCUGUCGCUUUCUUGCAUAAUCUAGGUAUCACUCACAGAGACCUGAAGCCUGACAAUGUUCUGGUCUGUGUGACCGCAAAGGGCCCCGUGGUUAAGGUGGCCGAUUUUGGUCUGAGUAAGAUGAGCGAGGCCAUGAUGAACGGUAAUCGAACCCGCCAACAGUUUUCCUCCAUCUGUGGUUCUGACUUCUACAUGGCUCCGGAGGUAUGGGGUGGGCUGAGCUACACUGCUCAGGCAGACAUCUUCUCCCUGGGUGUGAUGUUCUGGGCUGUCCUGGAGAGAAUCACUUUCCUAGAGGAAGGGACGACGCAGGAGCAGCUGGGUGCCUACGUGUGCAAGGGCCGCUCGGGCUGGUUGAUGCCGCUUGGGGAGGCUCUGUGGGAGAAUGCUGACCUUCAUCUGGCCAUCCCUAUGAAGUUUAGGAGGGCGCCCCCGCUGCCGCCCCCUCCUGGUCCAGCCAUGUGUGCCCUGCUUUUAGACAUGCUUGCCUCAGACCCGGAUGCGCGGCCGCUGGCUGACCAGCUGGAGGCCAGAGUGCGAUCUGCUUUGAAAGAGGACUCCCACUGACUCAAGCUGCACUCAAGAGACAAUGACCAUUUUAGCUGGAAUGAAUAUAUGUCAACAAUAGCUGCUUCGCUCCCUCAGGACAGUGAGGGUAAUAUAUUUGCAAAAAGCGGGUGCUUUUUUUGCCAUGGAAGCAAAAGAUCAGGUUAUUAAGUCUCAUUAAGGGAAAACAUGACUAAACUUCAACAAGUCCAUUAAAGCUUUGAGAUUUUCUAGUUGAAAGUAGUCCAUUUGACUUUAAAUCCUCUGAUUUUGAGUUGAAUCCAUGCUCCGAUCAGGUGGGAACUAAUGUUUCCAAGGAACUGCAUGCUGUGGUUUUUGGCUGUUUAUUUUACACGGAAAAUCUAUUUUAAUCUUCUAUUAAGAGUUUGAUCUUAGGUGCAGAGGAUUGCUGCUGUUUGUCUUGCGUCGUAUCAGCUUUAACUUUGAUUUUAUUUGAUUAUUUUGGAACAAAAACCUUUUUUUUAUAUAUAUAUUUGCCCAGGGAAUAUCACUGAACUUGAAUGUAGCAUUUAACAAGAUCUAAGAAAUCUAAUAUUCAGUUCAUUACAAUGCAAUAAGAAGAAUUAAUAAAUAACUGCAACACUAAUUACUUAUUGUCUACAUUAUUUUGUUGUAGUUUGACAGUAUUUUGUUUUUAUGUUUCAAAUAAAGUGUAUUUACUAAAGGUAAACAUAAUUAAGAAUUUUCCAGAAAGAGCGUGGGCAAAUCGGUCAUUUUGCAGGCCUUUUUUUCCCCACAACCUUGCAUAAGAAUUUAAGCUUCCUGCUUAUUGACUGAAGUUUUUUUGUCUUAGUUGUUUAAAAAUUACUUGAAAAUAUUUCUUGUCAGGGCUUAUUCUUGUCUUUUAUUGUAAAUAUUGUUUAUAUAGGUUGUACAUAAAGAAAAUGCUAUUAAAUGUGUCAAAUGGAAGAUCCACUGUAUUUUGUGAUCUAGCAGAAUGAGGGUCACUGUGACUAAUGAUUACUGAUAUACCAUCAUCCAAAGAACAGGAAAUUAAAACCAGCCAUUAAGGAAUGUUGCCGACCAUAUCCUCGCCCCCAUCCACACCAUUUAUUACUGCUCAUCCAUCUCAGUCUCAGUAACUGAAGUUUUCAGAUGCUUGAGAGAAGUAUACUAUGUUAUAACAAAAACUGUCACAAAAUGUCUCAA
Molecule: messenger RNA, 2484 nt
Organism: Menidia menidia (Atlantic silverside)
Lineage: Eukaryota; Metazoa; Chordata; Actinopteri; Atheriniformes; Atherinopsidae
Source: the annotation of a GenBank genome assembly